AUGUCAUGCGGAUCUGCUCGCUUUGUUGCUGAAGUGGUUGAUGUACUACUUGCUGCUGCAACGGGUAUGCUGCUGCCAAGCGCGAUUUUCGUUCCUUACUUGAUGGAAUUCAAUAUCAACACUCUCGAUUUUCCAGAUACCAUGCUUUAUGACGACGCGGAAUUUGUCAACCUGGUGCUUGAGAAUCGAGCAUUCUUUGCCAUAUCAUGGGGUGAUGCAGUGACGAAAAUUGUUCCUCACGUAAGUGUCUUCGUUUGUCUAGUGGCUAUCGGAUCCAUCCUCGAGAGCGAAGUUCUACAUGUAAAAGAUGCACCAUCUUCGUCACCCCUACAUAAGGUCCGUUCACAGCGAUCUAACUUGAAAGUGGAUUCUCACAGUGCAUCAAAGAAGGCGUCUAAAUCCUGUAAACCAACACGCCGCUUUGAUCAUAUAUACCGUCUCGUUGUUCGAAAUGUGUUUCUAGUGACCGGAGUAAUUGUGACUGUGUUACACUUCAUUGCUCAGUAUAGUACCACCCGCGGUGAUCUGGACCUUAUAGAUAAAAGCUGUCUCCAAAAAAUGCAUCCGUGGUUUUCUCAGAAUUACAGCUGCACCGUGGUAAAAUACAACUGCUACGCGCUAGGUGUAGCAAGUCCACCUUCUGACGCUCUGGGAUGGCUGGAACGUGAGGCACUUCGCACAGUUGUGUUCAUGCAUUGUUCAGGGUUUGUGAUGCCAGAAAGUAUUCGAGAAUUUCCUUUGCUUAUGGGUAUUGAGCUCUGGAAUACGACAAUUGUGAGAUGGGGAGAAGAAUCCGCCUUAUCUGCUGAGCUGCAUCCUGUAAUGCUGUUCAUGAUUAUGUCAUACGUCAACAUGACUGAGGUGCCUACUGGGAUUCUACCCCUCCCAUCACCAGCACGAUUAACGGACCUGGAGUUCAGCCAUACGAAUCUGACGGCGUUACCUGAUAGCGUUGCCGACUCGUGGUCAAUGGUUGAGAUUUUGUAUCUUGAGCACUCUCUGUUUGAACAAUUUCCUAGUGUAGUUAUGAAGAUUCCAGUCUUGAGUGAGCUCUCACUCAUCGACAACAAGAUUGAAUCAAUGCCUGGUGAUUCAUUAGUCACAGCAGCCUCAACUUAUUUCUACGAUUUGGCACUGUCUCGAAACCCUUUGCAAGAGUUACCAGAUGCAAGAAGCGAAACUUUUGAGGUGUCUUUAUUGUCACUGGAAUUUACACAGAUAACAGAAUUGCCGUCGUGGGUGUACACAAGCAUUUUAGAAUCUGUAUCGUUAGGAGGUUCACCAAUGUGCGAGGAAGGCCGUAACGUUAGUCUCACCAGUAUCGAGGUUUGUGGACAAGACGAAAACUCGUGGGAUCCAUUGGGGGGAGAGCGCUUUCCGAUACAGCUAGUUCAGCAAUUGAGAGAAUUCUAA
Messenger RNA from Phytophthora nicotianae INRA-310, 1413 nucleotides. RefSeq lists its product as hypothetical. The coding region runs from base 1 to 1413 and encodes 470 amino acids. NCBI's taxonomy places the organism in Eukaryota, Oomycota, Peronosporomycetes, Peronosporales, Peronosporaceae. The record is from RefSeq and is a predicted model, not a curated record. The transcript has a single exon.